GUGACCUGGUUACCAAAUACUUGUGAAAGAUGCUGGAAAAGAAGGCUGCGAAAGAAAAGAAGCGGAAACACUCUCGCCGAGAAAGCAGCGAAGGUGACCGAAAACGGAGAAAUACAGAGUCGAGUGUGGAGGAUGCGAAAGAGGAGAAGGAGCCAGUGGAGGUGGCUGUGGAGGAGCCCAGUGACAUGGAGGAGGGAGGACUGGACCUCGCCGUGCAUUUUAAACCCAUCAGCGCGUACAUAGAGGACCGUCAGGAGAUGCUGGAGCAGUGUUUCCGCGUCCUAGGAGAGAACAAACUGAAAAAGAUGCUGCCAGAUGACUUGAAGGAUUGUUCGAUUGAAGAGAUUAAGAGGCUGUGUUGGGAACAGCUGCAGCAGCUCUCCCAGAGCAACCUGUUAAAGAUACUGGAAGGCAGGGAGCUGGGUGCCAGUUCAGACACUGAAGAGGACAGGACUAAGAAAGACUCCACAUACAGUCAGCAGGACAAUAAUGUGGAUUCCACGUCAUCAGUAAAGGAAAGUACCGAGGCAGAGGAUCAGAAACAAGGAGGGGCCUCAGGAGAGGAGAGUGAUGUUCUGAGCAUUAAUGCAGAUGACAGCGACAUUGAGGGACAGAAAGAUGAAAAAACACAGGAAACACCAUCCGCUGAGGAAACUGCAACAGUUUCCGUGCCAACGGCAGCAGCCACACCCGCUCAGCCUUCCCCUCCGCCCCCGGAGGUGCCACACCCCGGGCCCAAGGAGGAGCUUCAGCAUGACAUCGAUAAGAGUGUGAGCGAGAUCCUGGCAUUGGCCACACCCCCUCUACAGACGCCAUCGUCGGUAGCAUUACCACGGAAACCUGCGUUAGUGGACACUCAACCCAACCCACCGCCUCGCCUGCUUCCUGUUUCUACGGUUACAGGCCCCUCCCAGCCGUCGGCACAGCAGCUGGAGCUGCUGGAGUUAGAGAUGAGAGCCAGAGCUAUUAAAGCCCUUAUGAAAGCCAAUGAGAUCAAGAAACAAGCAAAUACCUGAACAGUGGCCAUUUUGGCUCAAACUGUACCGCUUUGACUUUGCACUGAGUGACAAGGAAUAAUCAGUGGCCAUUUUGGUUCAAACUGGAGCAGCAAUGACUUGAAUGGUUGUUGGUUGAUGAUGAGGACGCUUUUGCUUGAGUUAUAAUAGGUUUUUGUUAUUUAGAAUC
Chanos chanos (milkfish) is the source of this 1185-nucleotide messenger RNA. RefSeq names its product caspase activity and apoptosis inhibitor 1 (gene caap1). The coding region runs from base 30 to 1016 and encodes 328 amino acids. Gene Ontology annotation, biological process: regulation of apoptotic process. The record is from RefSeq and is a predicted model, not a curated record. The transcript has 6 exons. NCBI's taxonomy places the organism in Eukaryota, Metazoa, Chordata, Actinopteri, Gonorynchiformes, Chanidae.